Messenger RNA from Bursaphelenchus okinawaensis, 2410 nucleotides. The record is from the annotation of a GenBank genome assembly. NCBI's taxonomy places the organism in Eukaryota, Metazoa, Nematoda, Chromadorea, Rhabditida, Aphelenchoididae.
AUGGGUAGUGCUGGGAGCACGGGGACUAGGCUCAUCAACAAUUGGCCAACACAAGUGUAUGAUAGACAAGCCAGAAGUCCUAUAGAGCACCUCACCCACGAACCAGUGAUGCGGUGGACAGUGGAAGCUGGGGAGAGGCCCAAUUAUAAGAAACAUCAUAAACCAAGGAUAGCUCCGGUGAACAACGAGGAAGAACUAGAACAAUCCAGGAACAUACACGCAGUAACUCAAGGCAAUUGUUGGCAUCAACAACGUAUAUCAGAUUUACAUUUUACUGGCAUAAAUUGUAGUUUUGCCGGAGUUCAAAUUAAGGCCGCGGUGGUUUGUUUUAGGUCCCGCAACGAUAGAUUUGAGUUGCAAAAAAGCGUAAAAGAAAUUUAGUUUUAACGCUACUUUCAUAUUAAAAGGAGCGCAAAAUUAAGCAAACGGACUAAUAAAAAUAAUAUUUAAAUAAAUUUAAAAAAUUAAAAUUGUUUGAAUUAUUGAUUAUUUAGGCACAAAAGUAGUACAAUACAAAUUUCUCCAUUUGUUAAAUUGUUCAAAAAAGAAUGACUGCAAAGUGACGGACAAAUCAAAAUUAGUCAUUCUUUUUGGGACAACCUAAUAUUAUUUUAGUGAAUUUAUAUUGCCUUGCCUUUGCCUUUGCCUAAAUCUAACUUCAGUCUCCUUGUUAGACAGUCUUGAACAGUAUGCUUGGUGUAGCGUGGUAUGGUUUCUCACAAUCAUUAAAAAUUGAAUUUUGAAAAAUUAGUUUGUAUUUAAACGUUGAUAUUAAAAAAUUAAUUAAACUUUGUCUAAAUUUGUGUGAACAAGACCAGAACAAGAUUCCUAAUACAGCCUACAUCAUAGCUACAACAACAUUAAAUGGUAGCUAUGAAGCUAAUUUUCGUACCUUGGGCUCUUGCAGUCAUUGUUACUGUAGUUAAUAGUCAUGGUGAAGGUUUCGAUAGUCGUCGUUCUGGGAUCAACUAUGAUGGAAUAAGCUACAGAGGCAACAGAAUUCGACGUGACAUAACAGAUCGAGGAUGGUUUAAUCCGAUAGGUUGGGUUAGUUACCGUGCUCGUCGUUCUGUUAACGAUGAUAAGAAAAGCUUAUCUUUAGUAAGAGAUCGCCGAGAUGUUGAUGAUAAAAUCAUUGAUAUGAAUAACAGAGAAGCCUACAUAAGCAAGCUAGAGAAGGAUGAAUACAAUCCACCUCAUCCGGAAGUCAUCAAUAUUAAAAAUGUCAUCAACAAGCUCUACCUUAUCUUUAAUGACGCUGGAUUUGGACUUAAAUAUAGACAAGUAGAAGAGUUAUUGGUUUCUACUUAUCUGCAUGUGAGAUUUUCAAUUAUUUUUUCUAGGUAGAGUAAAGCAAGGCACAAUAGAGCAAAGAACGGUGAGGCAGAGCACGGUAGGAAAAAGUACAAAAAGACAUAACACGGUAGAGGAAUAGGAAGUAAGACAAGGUAGGGUAAGGAGAAGUAGGAAAAAUCACAGUAAAGCAGGGCACGGUGUAAAAUGGCACAGUCGGGCCGGGCACGGCACGGCAAGACACCGUAGUAUAGUUCAAAGUAGGGUAGGUAGGGUAGGGUAAAGUCGGGUAGGAUAGGGUAGGGUAGGGUAGGGUAAACAUAACAAAACUUUUCAAUUUUAGGUACGAAACAUUGACAAACAGACCAAUUUGGAACUAAGCGAAUUGUUGAGAGCAUUCGGUCUGUUUCUAUCCCAUGAUGACAAAGGGUAUCCACGUGGAUUUGCGUUUGAAAAAGCUGUCAGAGAAGCUCAAACUGUGUAUGAAAUUUUGGUUUCCACGUCAACGUCUGACUGGAAUUUACCGCUCGAAGGUUGUAUGAUGGACCUUCUUGGCUUGGCACAGUUGGUAUGUAACUAAGAAGGCUUUUGCUUUUGCCUUGCUUUUGACCCUGCCUUUGCGCUGCUUUUGCCCUGCCUUUGCCCUGCCUUUGGCCCUGCCUUUGGCACUGCCUUUGCCUUGCCUUUGGCACUGCCUUUGUUUUGCCUUUGGCACUGCCUUUGCCUUGCCUUUGCCCUGCCUUUGCUUUGCCUUUGCCCUGUCUUUGCCCUGCUUUUGCCUUGCCUUGCCCUGGCCUUGCACUAAUAUAUCUACUUUGUUCAACACCUUUUCACUAUGUGCCAAGCCCUAAUAUAAACUAUAACAUCUUUUAAAACACAAUUCCAGAACCACGUCAACACCCGUAUCGACGAGUCUCUCCAAUCGGCUGGUUCCAAUAUGCAAGCUUUGGUAAACAAAAUUCUUUAUGCCUACAGCGUAGAUCGAAUGCACCUUCAACCAGUCAAGUUUUUGGUUGGUCGAGUCUUGGAUGCACUAUACUACAAGAACGUUAAUAAGAAAGAGCUGGACCAGCUUUUGAACAGUUUGAAACCAAUUGUUCAUAAAAACGUCUUAUAA